Megalobrama amblycephala (Wuchang bream) is the source of this 2118-nucleotide messenger RNA. Its product is annotated as mast cell protease 4-like. Gene Ontology annotation, molecular function: serine-type endopeptidase activity. Gene Ontology annotation, biological process: proteolysis. Bases 1273 to 2040 code for a protein of 255 amino acids. The transcript has 5 exons. Lineage: Eukaryota; Metazoa; Chordata; Actinopteri; Cypriniformes; Xenocyprididae. The record is from RefSeq and is a predicted model, not a curated record.
UCAAGACUCGGGAGGCAAGAUAACGUAACAAUGAUAUUUAUUAACAAUCAGCAAGCAAAAUAUGGUAAGAUAAAGUUCUUUGGCGUAGGGCCCAUCCGUAGCUCACAUCCUGACUGUUGUGGACUCUGCAUUUCCUGACUGAAGAUGAAGGCAGGGGUGUAGCCGACCCCCUGGGAGGUAUGGACAGGGACCAUCCUGGUGGUGAUGGGGAGGAUGGAGGUGAAGGUUGGCGUCAGCAUCUGCGAACUCAGACAUGUGUAAGUACUGAUCUUUUAUACUCCAAGUGUUAGAUAAUGAUUGGUUAGAUCUAAACUAGUAAGUGUCAAUAGCCAAAAGUGCCUACGACGGGCAUGUCAGCAUCAGACUAUAGUGUGAUGGAAGAAGGUUGCCUUGUCUAAUGAUUUAUGUUUUCUUUUUGAUCAUGUGGAUGGCCGUGUGUGUGUGUGUGUGUGUGUGUGUCAUUUAGGAAGAGAUGGCAGCCGGAUGCACAAUGGGAAGAAGGCUGGCAGAGGCAGUGUUAUGUUCUGGGCAAUGUUAGAUUGUUACAGACCACAUACACCCCUUCAUGGCAAUAGUGUUCCCUGAUAGCAGUGGCCUCUUCUUUGCACCAUGCCAUACUGCAAAAAAAUUGUUCAGGAAUGGUUUGAGGAACAUAAAGAGUUCAAGGUGUUGCCUUGGCCUCCAAAUUCCCCAGAUCUCAAUCCAAUUGAAAAUUUAUGGGAUGUGUAGAACCAACAAAUCUGACCCAUAGAGGCCCAACCUUACAGCUUGCAGGAGUUAAAGGAUCUGCUGGUAAAGUCACGAGGGGGACCUACAUGAUAUUAGACAGGUUGUCUUAAUGUUGUGUGGCUGAUUAGAGUAUAUAACUGUACAUAAGUGUUUGCUGUGGUUCAUGAAAGCCAAUUUUGAUGAACUUCACAUUUUCAUGUUGCCUUCUAUUUUACCACUUUUAUGUUUUUUUUUUUUUUUUUUUUUUAAAGGUGCAAAGCACAUUUUGUAGUUCAAAAUAAGUUUGUAUACCAACAUUAUAUCAGUUAAUGAUAUAUACAGUUAUGAUCUUUAAAAUAUUCAAAAUGCAUGUUUACAUUCUUAAUUCUUAUCAUCCAAACCAUCUGUGGCUUCAAUGAAACCACAAAGUUUAACAAGAACAAUACUUUCUUAUCAUGUUGAUCUACAAUUUUUUUUAAGACGUAAGUAACAGUCUGCUCAGUGACUCCACCCAGCAGUAUUACACCAUGUUUAGCCAGUGAGAGCUCACUGAUCGUCUUCAUCAUGACCAUCAUCAUCUCUCUGCUCCUGUUGGCCUCUCUGCUGCCACACCUGACCUUCACUGCUCAUGAGAAUGUGGGUAUAGUGAAUGGAAAAGAAGUCAGACCCCACUCCAGACCUUACAUGGUUUCUCUUCAGAAGAGUGGGAAACAUUUCUGUGGUGGAUUCCUCAUUUCUGAUCAGUUUGUCCUGACUGCCGCACAUUGCUGGAAAAGACGUAAUAUUCUGAUGGUUGUUGUUGGUGCUCAUGACUUAAAGAAGAGCAAGAGUUCAGAUCACAUCAGAGUGAAGUCCUACAUCCCUCAUCCAAACUAUAGGCCUACAAAUAAACCUCAUCAUCAUGAUGCUGACAUCAUGCUUUUGAAGCUAAAGAAAAAAGUCAAUCUAACCAACAAGGUUGGAGUGAUACCAUUACCAAAGAAAGGAGAAGACGUCAAAGCAGCCUGUAGUGUUGCCGGCUGGGGAAGUCUGAUGACUGAUGGUUCAAGGAGCAAUGUUCUAAUGGAGGCAAAAGUGUCCAUAAUAAAUAACAACGAAUGUAGAAAUAGAUGGGGAGAAUUAUACUCAGUCUCAAAAAUGAUCUGUGUAUAUGGCCGUGGUGGAACCUGCAAAGGGGAUUCAGGAGGUCCUUUGGUUUGUGGAAACGCUGCUGUUGGUAUCACAUCUUUUGGUUCACGUCGUCACUGUAAUUCACCUAAGCAUCCUAAUGUGUAUAUUAAGAUUUCACAAUAUAUUCAGUGGAUCCAGAAAGUAGUCAGAAAUGUUAAGUGACUUCAAACUAAAGAAGGAAGAAAUGUUAUUCUUGAAUUCUUCCAUAAACGUUCUUUCAAUAAAAGUAUCACAUGGCAA